This is a messenger RNA of Rhagoletis pomonella (apple maggot), 814 nucleotides long. Its product is annotated as piggyBac transposable element-derived protein 3-like. The annotation marks the transcript as partial. The transcript has 2 exons. NCBI's taxonomy places the organism in Eukaryota, Metazoa, Arthropoda, Insecta, Diptera, Tephritidae. The record is from RefSeq and is a predicted model, not a curated record.
AUGCCCUCUGCUGGUGGUUUUACUGGUGAAAUUUAUUUACGUGCGCGUGGCAUUUACAGCUUAGGAACCAUCCGGGUAAAUCGAAUUUCCAACUGUAAGCUCCCAUGCGACAAUAUUGUAAAGGACAAGCCAAGAGGUUUCUCGGCAGAAUUUGUGGGCAUAGCCUAUGGAGUAGAGAUCAGCAAUGUUUUGUGGAAAGACAAUAAGUCAGUUCGAUUUGCAUCAACUUAUGUUGGAAUAGAACCGUUUGCACGAGCAAAUCCUAAUUUACAAGCAAAAAAGGCAACAAGAUAUGAUCGCAAAGGCAAAAAAUAUAUUGAAGUCGACUGUCCCCAAAUAAUUGACGAAUACAAUAGCCAUAUGGGCGGUGUCGAUAAGAUGGAUGGAUUAAUGGGUCGCUAUCAUAUUCGCGCUAAAACACGAGACGCAAUGACCAGAUUAUUUUAUCACUUUAUUGACAUGGCAGCAACGAAUUCCUUUAUACUGUACCAACGAAUUCAUAAUGAAAGACUGAAUGAUUCAAAUAAUGUAUCAGUGGAGGAGGAGAAAUUAUUGCAGUUGCCCGAGUUUCGCGAAGAGAUUGCUUCCGGUCUGGUCGCAUAUACGCAAAAACGAGCAUCUGGCCGAAAACCAACGUCUUGUCCAUCUACAUCACUGACAUCAACCUCGAAGCCAGGAGCUAUCAGUAUUGGUCUGAAAGCGAAACAUCCAGUUGACGACGUGCGAUUUGAUGAAAUUGAUCAUUUUCCAAUUUGGCUGAGCAAAGAUGGCGGCAAGAGAAAAUGCAAAUUGUGCAAAACUUCACAAACGCAGU